ACCGUAAGACACUACGGCCAAUAGGGUUCAAGCGGCAUUGCUCCCCUGUGGAUAUAAAUCAUCCAACUUUCAUCGUAACAUCGUAACCAUUCACAACAAUUAAGGCCAUAUAACCAAAAUAUAUAUUGCCAAAAUAUAUAUUGCCAGAUUCAAAAACUUCCUCCUUCCCUCCCCUCACAAACAUCAAUUUAACGGCAUGGAUUGGUAUACUUCAUCCAUGUUAACGAAUUAAGAUGAGUCUGUUUCCAGCUUAUUCAGCAGAUGUACAAGAAAAAGAUGAAAGUAAGGAAAAAGAUGACCAAGCAUGGCUGGCAAAUGGAAGCUUUCAACCAGGGGAAUCUCACAUUACUAGUGCUGCAUCUGUUACAAAAUACUCAGGCAGUCAGGGGUCUCCUGUGUGUUCAGAUCUCAUCCCGGAUACAACCUGUGCGACUUCACAAGUGCCUGAUGACAGUACAGCAAAACGAUCUCCACCAAGAGCUGAAAAACACCGCCGAAAACACAAACGGCAACGUUCCCGCAGUCGCAGCCGCUCACCGUCAAAAUCUCGGCACAAACGUCACAAGAAGAGCCGCCGUCGAGAGGAGCACAGCUCUCCUCCACCGGCUCCCGCCGAGUCGCCUCCACUGAAAGGCGUCUUUCUGGAGGACGCUGGUGUUCGUCCGGAGUUGGCGUUCUCCGUGGAUCGUCGGCCGGACCGCGCCGCGCGCGCUUUUCCGGAGAUGUACCAUCACCAUGUGGCGCGCUAUGUUCGUCGUUUGGCGGGAGUUCUAGGCCGACCUAGAAGGGACCGACGCUCCGUCGCCUCCGUCGCGAGAUAUCACGACCGCCACUGGAGACGUCGUUUGCGACGCGUCGCUUCCAACACCUUACCACUCGCGACGCUUCCGAUGGGUCAUUCCUUCGUGACGCUAUCCGUCCGUGCGGUCUCUCCCCCGCCGGAGUCUGCCUCCGACGGCUCUGACUACCUGCGCUCGGUGCGUGCCGAGUGUCCUCUGGGUCCGCCGGACCGCGACACCGCAGAGCUGAACCGGCUGGUCUCAGAGCGGCCGGGGGACGCAUCUCUCUGGCUGCGACUGCUGGAGGCCCGCCGGCGCCGGCUGGCCGGCUGCGUCACCUCUCAGCAGCUGCUGGACGGCCAGCUGGCGGUGCUGGAGCGCGCGCUGCGGCACUGCGCGGGGAGCGUGGAGCUGCGACUGAGGAGGCUGGAGCUGCGCCAGCCCGACCAGCCGCCCGAGGAGGCCCGGACAGAGUGGAGACAGCUGCUGUUCAGCCAUCCGGCCGAGCUGGGAGUUUGGCGGAGGUAUCUGGCGUCUCAGCAGCACUGCCCGGGUUUCACCGUGUCCGGCCUGGUCUCGGCACACGCCCGAUGUCUGGAGAAGAUGCGCCAGUUUCAGGCAGACGCGGCCCGGCCCCACCGGCCGCCCCAGGGACUGGAGGAGCUCAUGCUGGAGGUGGUCGGACACCUCUGUAGGAUAUUACGCCAAGCCGGCUACACGGAGCGCGCCAUUGCCAUCUACCAGGCUCUGCUGGAACUAAACCUGUUCUCCCCGCCACUGGAGGGCGCUGCUGGCACACCUGCCUCCUUCGAGCCCUUCUGGGACUCUCGUCUGCCGCGCGUCGGUGAGCCAAACGCGCGCGGCUGGCCCACGGAGCUAGCUACGCGUACCGACCGGCCGGGAGCUGAGGUCGAAGAGCCGGAUGAUGAAACCGAACUGGAACUUCUGUCUUCCGGGAAACCUCGAGCUGAAGUCUGGCGUGCGGCGGAGGCGGGUCGCGCGGCGCGGCACUGGCUACCCUGGGAUCGGCCGGGUCAGGAGGAUGACUGUGAGGAUACAGACAGGAUCGUCCUCUUUGAGGAUGUGAGAGGGUUUUUGUUCAAAAUGGCGCCUGAGAGGCGAGUGCGACUUGUUGAGGACUUUGUGGCGUUUUUGUGUGGUGAUGAGAGCCACUCAGUGGCCAAUGAAGAUGAUGAUACCCUCCGAAUGCUUGCCGCUGGAGUGGAAAAGCUUCUUCCUUCACCAGAGCUACCUCCCCUUUCGGAGAAAAUGGACUCGCCCGAAGAACCGCUCACCAUGCCUCCCCUCGGCCCGAACUUGGACUCGCCCGAGUACGCGGCGUUCGUGGACAGAGUGCUGGAGCAGACAGCGGCGGCCAUGUCGGGAGAGCACCGGACGAGGCUGCUUCAGCACAGACUGCGGAUAAUCGCCCGACGCGCGGCUCGAAUUUCCGCCAAAAUCACCGCCACUACCUCCACGACCACCGCUGGCGCAGCAAAGGAAGCUCGAAAGAAAAUGAAGGCCAUCCUCAAAUCCGAGCGCCACAGCGUGCCUCUAUUCAUCGAGUACGCUCGAUUUGAGCAGUCAAUCGGUGCAGUGGAGUCUUCCGCUCGGGUUCUACAAACCGCUCUAUCCCAGUGUGGUGCUGACGACCCAAUCCGGUUUGAACUAGUUAACCGAUGGUGUUUGGUGUUAUCCACCGGUCCGAGCCCAUCUGACGGCUGCCGUGCCGCGCUCAGUGCUCUGUUUAGUGGUGAGGUGACCUCGCUUCCGCCCGGUGUCACCCCUCCCGCUCACCAUCUAGCCCGGACUGUGUCUCGUCUGAGGCGCCUACUACCGGAGUUGACUAGCCUGGCUGCCGGGGGUAGGCCGCCUCCUACCGUCGUGUUCGUGACGUGCUGCCUGGCAUGGAGUCUACUGGUCACGGCCGGGAUAGAGGAGGCUGCUGAGGUGUUCAUGGCGGUGAUGGAAGACCUCGGAAAGAACAGGAGCAGCGAGACGAAUAGGGUGACCGCCGACCUGCACCGCGCCUGCUGCCGGCUACUGGCCGCCGCCCGGCCUCUGGCGGACCCCCUGAACUGGCAGAGCCACCUACAGAGGGCUCUGCGGUCGGCCCUGGCGCGGCUAUCUCUGGAUGUCGAACUGACGGCUCUGGCCGCCCGCUACUGCCCCGUACCCUGGCGUCAGAGACUCAGCGCGUCGGCGGACUCCGACCCUCCCCUGCUCUCCCUUCUCCGGGCGGCGGGUGAGGUGGCCCACCUCUCCUCCAACGCUCCCCCGCCGGAGCCCCCCGCCCCAGCCUCCCCCAUGCCGGCGGCGGUGGCGGCGCGGCUGAGACGCCGACUGGCGCGGCUGGUGGAGCAGCCCCGCCUCCAGCACUGGCUGCCGCUGUGGCUGCUGUACCUGGAGCUGGAACUGAGGACCGAUGGGAAGGAUCUGGAAGCGGUGUGUUACCGUGCCAUCCAGGCCUGUCCGUGGUCCAAACAGGUCCAUCUCUACCUUUCCCGUACACACCUGAGGCGCGCCUGUGACCUCAUGGCACGCUCCGGAAUCCGGCUGAGGCUUCCGCUGGAGGAACUGGAUGUACUGCUGGAGGAGGAGCCCGAGAUGAAGGAAGAGGAAGAGGAGGAGGAGGAAAGGAGAGAGGAAGGCAAGAGGGAGAGGGAGAGUGGCACGGACUCGGGGACGGGGUCGGAGUCAGAGUCGGAGUCAGGAGAGGAGGGGGAGGGAUCGGAAGGGGAGGAUUCGGGGCCGGGCACUCCGUCGCCCCCUCCUCCCUAGCGAUGGGUGUCUGUUUGAGUGUCCGAGUGUCUGCGUUUCCCUGUGUAUGAGCGCCAGUGCGUGAGUGCAUGAGCUCAGUUUGUCUAACUCUUUGAGAUAAGAGUAUAAGACUGACGUCUAAAUGUUUGACUGCCUCGCUGGGAGUUGGUUGCCGUUACGCCUGUGGUAGAGCUACUGUAGCUGACGAGAUCAGUAUCCAGUGAUAGUCGCAAUGUGUGUGCUGCGUAUGGUGAUGUCUUCAUUAUUGAGGCUGUGCUAUUACUUCAUGUCUCGCCAGUACUGUACGAACUUUCACGAGUAUUUGUGUAUAAGGUGAAUUAUUUUUGUGUUGUGCGUGUACCUCAGAUAACCGUAACUUAUUUGGGACAUAAAUCAUACCUGUCACGUGUACGAUAUGAAUACAUCGUGCCACUCAGCGUA
Messenger RNA from Amphibalanus amphitrite, 3980 nucleotides. RefSeq names its product nuclear exosome regulator NRDE2-like. The record is from RefSeq and is a predicted model, not a curated record. The transcript has 7 exons. Gene Ontology annotation, molecular function: protein binding. Gene Ontology annotation, cellular component: catalytic step 2 spliceosome. The coding region runs from base 234 to 3560 and encodes 1108 amino acids. Gene Ontology annotation, biological process: negative regulation of RNA catabolic process; regulatory ncRNA-mediated post-transcriptional gene silencing; RNA processing. NCBI's taxonomy places the organism in Eukaryota, Metazoa, Arthropoda, Thecostraca, Balanomorpha, Balanidae.